AGCCAUGGGUUCGGUCAGGGCAAAGUGAGGAGACAUCAGCUGCAGAGACCACUGGUGCAGAAAGAUCAGCUAAGGGGAGCAAUGCCUUGAUACUUCCAAAUCAAAUGAAGGAUGGGGAAAAUAAAGCUCUAGGAGUUGGAUACCUCGUGGAGGAGGACAAGCUUUAUUUAAUGACCUCAAUUAACUUUUCAAAAAGGAAAAAGAAGAUGAGGUUAGGUCGGGAUCUCCAUGAAGGUGAGGUGAGAGAAAACACUCCUAAUCCCCUGACAAGAAGGGAAUUAUUAAGUCAAGUGGCUGGACUUUAUGACCCAAUCGGCCUUGUCACACCAGCCAAACAAAAAGGUGCUGUUCUGGUGAGAAAGGCUUUCCAGGAGGUGGGAUCACGAAAUCUGACACGUGACACAUGGGAUAAUCCACUUUCAGAGGGCCUUAGAGAGGAUGCAGUGAAACUGUUUGUGGAAUAUGUGCAACUUGGCCAGAUUACAUUUCAGAGGAGUCUUACACCAGCUGGUUGGAAAGGAAAGCCAUGGGGAGUCACAUUCUCAGAUGGGAGCGAAAGUGCUUACGGGGCUGUGGCAUACCUAAGGUGGCAAACUGACCAAGGAAUUGAGGUCAGACUGAUUGAAUCCAAAGCCAAACUGACACCACUGAAUCAGAAGGGGGAGGCUGUUAAAGCGGAGAUCUGCGGUGCAGUCUUUGCAACUCGACUUCGGAAGUAUAUUGAAAGGCACAGCCGAAUGGAAGUAGAACGCUGGCUCCACCUAGUGGACAGUCGGACAGUGCUGGGAGCAAUUCAACGGGACAGCUACGGAUACCAAACCUUCUUUGCCAAUAGGAUUGGGGAAAUUCAAAAGGACAGCUCAAUCAGUGAUUGGUGGUGGAUUCCAGGAGACUUCAAUAUCGCUGACAUCAUCACCAGAGGAAGUUCUCCUGAAGACCUAAAUGAACAUUCUGUAUGGCAAAGGGGACCAGAGUUCCUGAGAAGGCCUGAAGAAGAAUGGCCAAAAAAGUCAGCAAAAGAGGUUGCGGUUGAUGCCAGAGAGGAUAUCAGCAAGCUUCAGAGAAAAUCAUUCUCUGCUGCAAUAACAAGAAGUCAAGCUAAUAAACCACCAGAAAACAUUGCAAGACAGGGAAAUAGUUUGGAAGAGUACAACCAAAGCUCAAGCACUGAGAGAACAGUUAGAGGAAGAGCACCAGCUCCCUCGAUGGUCAAGACACUUAUAGACGUUACAAGGUUCAGUAACUUGCAUAGAUUGGUCUCUACUGUUGCCUGGGUUUGGCAAGCUGCCAAGAAAUGGCUAAAGUUAAAAAAUCAAUCCGGUGAAAAGGCAAAGUGGGAGGUUACUCUUCAAAAGAAGGCGACUAAAAACUUGACAAAAGAACUAGUGCUGAACGUGAGGGAGCGUGAAGAUGCUUUCCGGGAUCUGGUUCUGUCUGCUCAAGAAAAUGCAACAUUUUCUGUCACUACCCUUAACAGGUUGGUGGUGUACAGAGAAGAGAGCUCUGGACUGCUACUGUGUGGAGGCAGAGUCCAAAACUUCAGUGAAGACAGAACAGCUGUACCAGUUCUACCACAUAAUGCAUGGAUAUCCACAUUACUGUGUUUGGAAUCUCAUAAAACAAACCAUGAAGGAGUAGCAGGAACUCUCCUCAAAAUGAGAAAGAAGGCUUGGGUGAUAAAAGGCAGAAGACUUGCAAAGAGAAUCGUAGAUAGCUGUAUUAUCUGCAGAAAAGCCAGGGCCAGGAAGUGUCGGCAGAUCAUGGGUGACCUUCCACCUGAAAGAUCAACACCAUCCACCCCGUUUGAGUUCACCACUUUAGAUCUCUUUGGCCCUUAUGAGGUGAGGGAUGAGGUGAAAAAGAGAGUAAAGCUCAAAGUGUGGGGAAUCGUCUGGUGUUGCAUGGCAUCACGAGCCAUACAUGCUGAUGUUGUCAGUGACCAGUCUUCUGAAGGUUUUCUGUUAGCCUACAAGAGAUUUACAGCUUUGAGAGGGCACCCAAGAAAGCUUUGGUCAGAUCCAGGGACAAAUUUCACGGGAGCAAAGCCUGCACUUGGAGAGCUUUAUUGCUACCUUGAUCAGUUGAAUAAAACUGAACUGGAGAGAGAGGCUGCUAAAAAUGGAACAGAAUGGCACUGGCACAUCCAUCCUGCAGAUUCUCCUCAUAGAAACGGAGCUGCUGAAGCAGCUGUGCAGAUAAUAAAGCGAGCUCUGCAAAACCUAGGAGGAGAUGGUAGUUUGACAUGGGGAGAAUUCCAGACUUUCCUCUACAUGGCAGCCAACUUGGCCAACGAAAGACCUAUUGAUGCCAGGAUACAAAGUAGAGAAGACUCUGUUGAGUACAUCAGCCCCAACUCACUACUGCUGGGACGAACCGGACCCAGAGGAGACCCAGGUGACUUUAGUUUUCAAGGGUACCCUUACAAAAGGCUAAAGGCUAUUCAAGAGGAAGUGAACAGGUUCUGGAAGAAAUGGUGCCAAUUAGCUGGGCCGAACUUGUUUGUGAGGAACAAGUGGCAUACAAAAGAGCGAAAUGUGGCUGUUGGAGAUUUGGUCUGGCUUGCUGACCAGAAUGCUUUAAGGGGCCAGUACAAGUUAGCCAGGGUAGUCAGUGUAAAUGCUGACAGUAAAGGCAUUGUGAGAGAUGUCAAGGUUAGAACAGUCCCAAGCUACCCAGUCUCAAUGGCAAAACCAGCUAAGAAGGGAUUCGCCAAUAAAGGUGACAAGGCUACCAGACAACCCUCGACCAAGAUCCCUGCCACAAUCCUUCAUAGGGAUGUUAGGCGUCUGAUUGUUCUACUUGCUGCAGAGGAGCAGGAGAUGGGCAUGUUGGAAUCAGCAUGUCUAAUGAAUGAAUAACCGCCCUGAAGCAUCACCACCAUACAAGCGGACUGUGACUUUACCAGAGAAAGGCAACCAUAGUGAGGUGACCUCCUUGGGUUGACACCAGGAGCUCAAGUGGGAGGUGUCAAGUCAAAAUGUAAAUAAAUAAAUAAAUAAUGGAAAAAGAGAGAGGGCGGAGCUAAGUGUGAGUGAAAGUGAAACUUAGCAGUGUACCGAGAGCCAGUGUCUGUAACUAAAUAUGUUCUGUUUAGUUAAAAAUUAAGUUGAUGUUCGGCAAAUGGGAUGCCUUCUUUUAAACAUGUGACUGAAACGCGCUGCUGCUCGCGCUGCGGACUCGCGGUGCUCUCGCGAGGGAUCGCGCUGAAAUCGCGCUAAAAUCGCGCUGGACAGAAAAAAAGGCGAGCAGGCUGAGUUUUCCCCGCGGUGAAAAACGGGUCCGUCUAAGACGUGCACCAGAGGCAAACGACUCUUAACCUCCAUUCUGAGGUAGUUUAAGACACCAGUGCAGGAUUGGAGAAGGAGACUGUUGCACAGGCGUCCACACGGAGGAGAGAGGAGAAGCUGAGUUGUGCAGAGAGGUGUUUCAGCUCGUGUUUGACUGCAGAGAGGCACUGGUUAUCAACCUGUUAACUAAAUCCUGGAAAUAAUAAAAAUCCCUAAGAGGAGGCAAAGUUUCAUCUGUUGUGGGGAAAUUUACUAAAAUAUCCAGAGUUUGGGAGUGGAUACAAGCGCCCUAAUUGUAGUCACAACACAGGCUUUUUCAAGUUAAGCCAAGAACUGAAACGAACCUGAGAUAACUUG
This is a messenger RNA of Astyanax mexicanus (Mexican tetra), 3644 nucleotides long. RefSeq lists its product as uncharacterized. Lineage: Eukaryota; Metazoa; Chordata; Actinopteri; Characiformes; Acestrorhamphidae. Gene Ontology annotation, molecular function: nucleic acid binding. The record is from RefSeq and is a predicted model, not a curated record. Gene Ontology annotation, biological process: DNA integration. The transcript is spliced from 2 exons. Bases 105 to 2858 code for a protein of 917 amino acids.